UGAGUGGAGACAUGCACCAAAAUCAAGAGUUAUCUGUGUAGGCAGGGCAUAUAAAUUCUGCCUUUUCUGAUUAGUUUUUUCCCCAAAAAAAAGGACUCUGAAGAGGUCAUAGACGGGAAACGAGUGGAAGUUGAGCACCGGCUGCACCAAUUAGGAUGUUUUCUAAUUAGCGGGAAAUGUUCCUCUCGAGAGAGGACAGUUUGGGAAUAUGAGCAAAGAGUAGAAUAUAAAAAGAGACCUACUUGAUCGCAAAGACCUAGCUGAUUGCAUUGCGGAUCCCAACACAAAACAACCACUUGCACCUUUAUUCAACCAUCCCAAUUAGUUUACUAAUGGGAUUAUGUCAACGUUCUCAAGAUAAAUCCUACUGCUUUUCUACUCAAAUGCAUCCUAAAUUUUCAUGAUCAGUAUUUUAAAAGAAUCCCAUCAAACCCUGUUCCCCUGUUUCUCUCUUGAAGAUCAGAGAACAAUCAAGGAUGCCCUGCAGCAAAAAGUCUCUGCCCAUCUUCCCUGAAAUGGAUCCCGGGAUCUGGAGUCGUCUGCCAGAUGAGCUCCUCGAUCAUGUAUUGGCUUUCUUGCCUCUCAAAACGUUCUUGAAUUUGAGAUCAACGUGUAAGCACUUCAGGUCUCUGAUAUUCUCUCCUUCUUUUAUGUCCAAACAUUGCUCUUCUGGUUCUCCUUUCUCUUCGUUUCUUCUUCUCUCUCAUCCUCAGUUUUACCAUCAAUACUCCUUAUAUGAUUCUAUAAUCGGCAAUUGGCGUAACUUUACUUUGUCGCUCUCUUUUUCGCUACCGUCUGCUGCUGCUGCUGCUAGUUCUCAUUCCUGCACUCUGCUUUCGUGUUCUAAUGGGCUUUUUUGCUUCUCUCUUCCCAACUGCUGUUCUUUUCUUGUGUGCAAUUUCUUGGCCAAAUCUUCGAGGGUUAUUGAAUUCCCAGGUUACCCUUUUGCUUUUGAGUCGCUCACUUUUGUCUCAACCCCAUUUGGGUACAAAAUCUUCGUUCUAUGUUCCAAGUUUUCGUCAAUUUCAUCUUUUAUUUACGACUCAAGUCUCAAUUCUUGGCAAACAUUAGAUAACCUUGAGCUCAUCCUAAGCGACAAUUGUCAUCAAGAAGGUGUAUUCUUUAGUGGGUCAUUGUACUAUACCACUCCAGAGCCAUUUUCAAUAGUGUGCCUUGAUUUGGAAAGCGGAAAGUGGAAGAGAUUCAGCAACGGAUUGCCAGAAGAGCUGACUUUUGUUAGGUUGGUGAGUGACGGUGAAAAGAAGCUGUAUAUGAUUGGUGGGGUUGGGAUAAAUGGAAUUUCAAAGAUGAUGAAAUUGUGGGAAUUGGGUAAUGAAGGGAAUUGGGUGGAAGUUGAAAGUGUGCCUGAAAUAAUGUGUAGAAAAUUUGUGUCAGUUUGCUACCACAAUUACGAGCAUGUGUAUUGCUUUUGGCAUCAAGGGAUGAUCUGUGUUUGCUGCUAUACAUGGCCAGAGAUUUUGUACUACAAGGUUGCAAGGACGACCUGGCAUUGGCUUCCCAAAUGCCCUUCAUUGCCUGAUAAGUGGAGCUGUGGAUUCAGGUGGUUUUCUUUUGUUCCAGAACUGUAUGCUUCAGUUUGAUGGGGCUCUCAUUUUCUGCAUUAGUGGAUUUUGGUAUCUAAUCUUCCCUUUCCUUUUUCAUAUCACUUUUGGCUGUGCAUGUGUAAUAAGCCAGAAGCUUAGAUACUUAGUUUGAUGGAUAUGGAGAAUUCUAUUUUUGGAUUGUUCUUGUUAA
This is a messenger RNA of Manihot esculenta (cassava), 1755 nucleotides long. RefSeq names its product F-box/kelch-repeat protein At5g43190. The transcript has a single exon. The coding region runs from base 477 to 1601 and encodes 374 amino acids. Lineage: Eukaryota; Viridiplantae; Streptophyta; Magnoliopsida; Malpighiales; Euphorbiaceae. The record is from RefSeq and is a predicted model, not a curated record. Gene Ontology annotation, molecular function: protein binding.